This is a messenger RNA of Myxocyprinus asiaticus (Chinese sucker), 883 nucleotides long. RefSeq names its product RecQ mediated genome instability 2 (gene rmi2). The record is from RefSeq and is a predicted model, not a curated record. The coding region runs from base 51 to 500 and encodes 149 amino acids. Gene Ontology annotation, cellular component: nuclear speck; cytosol. Gene Ontology annotation, biological process: negative regulation of double-strand break repair via homologous recombination; DNA repair; maintenance of rDNA. The transcript has 2 exons. Lineage: Eukaryota; Metazoa; Chordata; Actinopteri; Cypriniformes; Catostomidae.
GUUCGCUACCCAUGUAAAAAAAAAUACCGCGACUUUGAUGUGCACAGAAAAUGAUCGGCGCAAGUUUUUUGAGUGGAGAUAAAACACGAAAUCCACCUGUAAAAGUGUUAUCAAGUCAGUUGCGUGAGGGGAAAGAGUGUCAAACACCACAUGGGAAAUCAGAGUAUGUUAUUAGAAGACUUGGAUCAAGCACAGCGACCUCAUUACAGGUGUCAGUAGUCUGGAUGCAGGGGACUGUGGUGGAGGUCCAGUCUGAUCUCAACACCGUUCUGAUUCUGGACGAAACCGGCAACUUUCUCGUCAGUGGUGUUAACAACGUGCCAAAAGGAAAACCCUGCCUUAGUCCUGGAAAAUAUGUCAUGGUUAUGGGGGUCAUCCAGUCUCAUAGUCCAGAGCCAGUACUGCGUGCAGUGAAGAUGGCAGAUCUAUCUGAAAAUGCAUCGAUUCACAGGAGAAACUGGAUAUUUGAAGUGGAAGACCUCCAGCAGACAUUACCAUAAACCUUUUUUGUUGUUUGUUUCAUGAGACUGAUAGUGGCUUUUAUUCAUUUUGCUGCUGCACCAUGCCUUCACAAAAUUUGCACAAUAUUACAACAAGUCACAAUGAAGUGAAAUAUACACUUUUGGUGUUUUAACUGAGAAAACGUAUACAUAAUAUUUCGUUCAUCACGAAGCAGGUAACAGUAUAGCGAGAAGGUUAUGCUUUCUGAACAGCAGUAAUUAUGCAUAAUAAACUAGUUGUGCUAUAUAUGUUCUUAUUACAAAUGGAAAUGUGUUAUUACAUAAAUUAUUAUAGAGAUUAUUACAAUGUGAUUAAAAUGAUCUAGUUUUAGGGAAAAUCAAUCAGUAUUCAGACCUUUAUUAAAGACACAUAUAUAUGUAUA